Messenger RNA from Lytechinus variegatus (green sea urchin), 1989 nucleotides. RefSeq lists its product as uncharacterized. NCBI's taxonomy places the organism in Eukaryota, Metazoa, Echinodermata, Echinoidea, Temnopleuroida, Toxopneustidae. Gene Ontology annotation, biological process: DNA integration. The coding region runs from base 36 to 1541 and encodes 501 amino acids. The record is from RefSeq and is a predicted model, not a curated record. Gene Ontology annotation, molecular function: nucleic acid binding. The transcript has a single exon.
UUGGUCUUUUUGGCGAGAAGAAAGCCAUUCCACAGAUGGCUUCUCCGCGCGUCCAACGGUGGGCGAUUACACUUGCGGCAUACGAAUAUGAAAUAAAGUAUAAAGCGGGAGAGAAAAAUUCAAAUGCUGAUGCACUUAGUAGAUUACCGCUAGAAUCAACCAUUCCGGAUCCUCCGAUCCCGGGGGAUAUCAUACUUCUCAUGGAUACAUUAGAUAGGACACCGAUAACGCCUUCGCGCGUCCGUUCUCUUACCGACAAAGAUCCGAUCUUGUCGCGGGUCCGUAACUUCAUCUUACAAGGAUGGCCUAUAGCAGAUGAAUUACAAGAUAAGGCAUUCGGUCCGUAUUUGAAUAGAAAAGAUGAAUUGAGUGUUCAUGAGGGAGUAAUAUUGUGGGGUGCUCGCGCGGUGCUUCCCAUGAAAUGUCGAGAAGCAAUGAUGGAAGAAUUGCAUGAUGCACAUCCGGGGAUAGUGCGUAUGAAAGCAAUGGCGAGAAGUUGCGUAUGGUGGCCACAGAUUGACAAAGAUUUGGAGCGUAAAGUUAAAUCUUGCGAAAAAUGUCAAUCACACCAGCGACAACCGUCGAAAGCUCCACCACAUCAGUGGGAAUAUCCAAGUAAACCAUGGUCGCGAAUUCAUGUCGAUUACGCAGGUCCAGUAGAAGGGAAAAUGUUACUAGUAAUAGUAGAUGCGUAUUCAAAAUGGAUAGAUGUUCACAUUACGAAUAAAUCGACAAGCGAAGCGACAAUAGACAAAUUGAGGGAAGUCUUUUCGGCACAAGGUCUUCCUCAAACGCUGGUUUCGGAUAAUGGGCCCUGUUUCACGAGUGAGGAAUUUGCUACAUUCAUGAAAAUGAACGCAAUCAAUCACAUUCGAGGUGCACCAUAUCACCCAGCUACUAAUGGUCUCGCGGAAAGAGCAGUGCAAACUGUGAAAGGAGCACUCAGAAAAAUGAGUGGACCCCUUCAGACGAGAUUAGCAAGGUUCUUGUUGAGUUACCGUACAACUCCACAAGCUACCACAAACCAGUCACCGGCAGAAUUGCUCAUGAACCGAAAGUUGCGUACUCGCAUAUCUUCUGUUCUGCCUGAUGUGAACGCUACCGUUGAAAAGAAGCAAUUCUCACAGACCGCUCACACUUCUCGCAAACUUCGCGAAUUUAAGAUAGGAGAAGAAGUCCUUGUGAGAAAUUACGGGCGAGGUAACCAAUGGCUACCCGGAAAAGUAGUCGAACGUAACGGUCCGGUAUCCUAUGUCGUAAAUGUCAAUACCAAUAACUCGACGCUGACAUGGAAACGUCAUGUUGACCAAUUGCGAAGUCGAAUCUCGACUUCAUCGACCUCGAACGACGACACCGGCCCGACACUUGAAGAUGAUGACGUUAUCAUCCGUGAUAACGACAAUGAUGAUCGCAAUGUCAAUGAAGAUCAGAUAGACAUUCGCGCGGAUCGUGAAGACAAUCCUGAAGUCGAUCACGAUGACGGUAUAAAGCAUUAUCCUAGACGAGAGCGUAGAAAACCAAACUAUUAUGGAUUUUCGUAAUUUUGGACGCAACAAUAAUUUUAAUAAGAUCUUGUCUUGGAUUAUAAACUCACAUAUUUUUGGACCUUGUCAAAAUUCCUGAUUUAAUUGUCUAGUUCAGUGAGACAAAAAGUAUCAUUGAAUUUAUUAGUUUUGAUUCUAACUUCAGUUCCUGACUGACGUAUAUCAAUAAUAGUGUUUAAUAAUUAUCAAAAGUUUCUUAAAGGUAAAAUUUGAAUCUGGGAACUGAAAGAAAUUGUUACAUUUCAAUAUAUAGUUUUAUAACCAGUUGAAUAUUUACUGGUACAGUUAUUGAGUUGCAAAUUGAAUUGGAAUGUUUAAAAGGUAUGUUUAAUCUAAGGGGGGAGAGAUGUUAUAUAUUGAUAAUGAUGUCAUUCAUGAUGUCAUACCAUGACUCACAAUUGUAGCUGCGCAGGCGCAAUGCGGAAUAAACUUGCUUUGGAAUCAU